AUGUCCGAUAAGCUCACCCGUAUCGCCAUCAUCAGUUCAGACAAGUGCAAACCAAAGAAAUGCCGACAAGAAUGCAAGAAGUCCUGCCCCGUCGUUCGAAGUGGCCGUCUUUGUAUCGAAGUGGACGCUACGUCCAAGAUCGCUUUCAUCUCAGAAAAUCUUUGCAUCGGUUGUGGUAUCUGCCCAAAGAAAUGUCCAUUCGGAGCUAUCAAUAUCAUCAAUCUGCCAACCAAUCUCGAGUCGCACGUCACACAUAGAUACUCGGCCAACAGCUUCAAGCUUCAUCGCUUGCCGACCCCUCGACCAGGUCAAGUUCUAGGCUUGGUUGGUUCCAACGGUAUUGGAAAGAGUACAGCCCUGAAGAUUUUGAGUGGAAAGUUGAAGCCCAACUUGGGAAGAUAUGACAACCCCCCGGACUGGCAGGAUGUGAUCAAGUACUUCAGAGGUUCCGAGUUACAAAACUAUUUCACCAAAAUUCUUGAGGAUGAUUUGAAGGCUAUAGUCAAGCCACAAUAUGUCGAUCGUAUUCCAAGGGCAAUCCGAAGUGCCGACAAGACGGUUCGAACACUCAUCGAAGCGCAAGCUUCAAUGGACAACCUGGAAGAAGUCCUUGAUGUUCUAGAACUCAAUCACAUCAUGGACCGAGAUGUGAAUCUUCUGUCUGGUGGAGAGCUUCAACGAUUCGCCAUUGGUACUGUCUGCGUGCAGCAAGCUGAUGUCUACAUGUUUGACGAGCCUUCUUCUUACCUAGAUGUAAAGCAACGUUUGAGUGCAGCAAAGAUUAUCCGAUCACUUUUGCGCCCAGACGACUACGUCAUCUGCGUGGAGCACGAUCUCUCUGUACUCGAUUAUCUGUCUGAUUUCAUUUGCGUUCUGUAUGGCAAACCAGCUGUCUACGGUGUUGUCACUCUCCCGGCAUCGGUCCGUGAAGGUAUCAAUAUCUUCCUCGAUGGAAACAUUCCAACGGAGAAUCUCCGUUUCAGAGAGGAGUCUUUGACUUUCCGCAUUGCUGAAGCUGCUGAUGAGUUUAUGGCCGACCGAUCACGCGCAUUUACUUAUCCGAAGAUGGAAAAGACUCUAGACACUUUCCACCUUCAAAUCGAAGAGGGUGACUUCACCGACUCGGAAAUCAUUGUCAUGAUGGGCGAGAACGGAACUGGCAAGACGACAUUCUGUAAAAUGUUGGCUGGUGCUUUGAAGCCCGAUGGCGAUCAAAAGGUGCCUGGAAUGAAGGUUAGCAUGAAGCCUCAGAAGAUUACGCCAAAGUUCGAGGGCACAGUUCGACAGCUAUUUUUCAAAAAGAUCAAGACCGCAUUCCUUCUUCCCCAAUUCCAAACUGAUGUCGUCAAGCCUUUGAAGCUCGAGGAAUUCAUUGACCAGGAAGUCAAGACCCUCUCAGGAGGAGAACUGCAACGAGUGGCCAUUGUCCUUGCCCUUGGUCUCCCCGCCGAUAUCUACCUCAUCGAUGAACCUUCCGCCUACCUCGACUCCGAGCAACGUAUCAUCGCCGCACGCGUUAUCAAGCGCUUCAUCAUGCACUCUAAGAAGACUGCCUUUAUCGUUGAGCACGAUUUCAUCAUGGCCACCUACCUUGCCGAUCGAGUUAUCGUCUUCGACGGCGAGCCAGGAAUUAACGCCCGCGCCAACACCCCCGAGUCGCUCCUUACCGGUUGCAACAAGUUCCUGAAGAACCUCGAUGUCACCUUCCGCCGUGAUCCAAGCAAUUACCGUCCUCGUAUCAACAAGCUCAAUUCGCAGCUUGACCAGGAACAGAAGUUAGGUGGUAAUUACGUAAGUUUCCAAACCCAAGAGCUCUACUUGUCAAAAAUGCAUCUACUGAUAUGGUGGCGUUCUAGUUCUUCUUGGAAGAGGACAAGUCAACGAGUAGUUGAAGAGGGCCAACCAAAUGAUUCAAUCCCGUCUGUAAAUAAUGCAUCGGUCGGCGUUAAUGGGGUAGCAUUGCAACAAAAUGGGCACACUGGGGCACAAGGUCUUCUAGAUGAAGAAGGUGCCAACGACGAAGACGAGCCAGAUGACUAA
This is a messenger RNA of Lachnellula hyalina, 2040 nucleotides long. RefSeq names its product Translation initiation factor RLI1 (gene RLI1). Gene Ontology annotation, molecular function: ATP binding; ribosomal small subunit binding; iron ion binding. The record is from RefSeq and is a predicted model, not a curated record. The transcript is spliced from 7 exons. Lineage: Eukaryota; Fungi; Ascomycota; Leotiomycetes; Helotiales; Lachnaceae. Bases 1 to 2040 code for a protein of 679 amino acids. Gene Ontology annotation, biological process: translational initiation; translational termination; ribosomal subunit export from nucleus.